AUGUCCGCCAUCGCCAACAACAACUUCAGCCAGGAGGAAUUAGUGUCCUUCCGGGAGAGCUUCGACACGUUCGACAAGAAUGGCGACGGCGCCAUCAACGCCUCUGAGCUCAAGUCCCUCCUCCGCAUCGUGGGCGAAAAGUUCCAUGCCAAACACAUCUCUGAAACCAUGAAUGAGUUUGACACCAACAAGGAUGAUCAUAUUGAUUUCGAAGAGUUCUUGGUUCUCGCCAACAAGAUCGUCAAAAACAAGGCUCCCAUCAGCCCAUAA
Molecule: messenger RNA, 270 nt
Organism: Linnemannia hyalina
Lineage: Eukaryota; Fungi; Mortierellomycota; Mortierellomycetes; Mortierellales; Mortierellaceae
Source: the annotation of a GenBank genome assembly